This is a messenger RNA of Penicillium subrubescens, 609 nucleotides long. RefSeq lists its product as uncharacterized. The transcript has 3 exons. The record is from RefSeq and is a predicted model, not a curated record. The coding region runs from base 1 to 609 and encodes 202 amino acids. NCBI's taxonomy places the organism in Eukaryota, Fungi, Ascomycota, Eurotiomycetes, Eurotiales, Aspergillaceae.
AUGACAGUAAUAACCGCUGAGCACAUCGUUAUUGCGGAGCUUGUCAUUUAUAUCCCGAUCGCAUUGCUUUCCCUUUUCGUGGUCUUUCGCCCUGGUUUCUAUAAGCAACUUGGAUGGAUAUAUCUCCGCAUCUUCAGUGGAAUCCGCAUCGGUGGUUCUAUUAUGGAAACCCUGAGCACGAAACACCCUGAAAACGCCAACGAUAAAGAAUGGGCAACAAUCCUGCAGUCGGUUGGCCUCUCCUCACUGCUGCUCUCCACAUUGGGCCUUGUGAAGAGAAUCUUCGACGAAACAUCUGAUCGCAUUUCUUCAGAUCCACUAUCGGGAGGCAACCUUGCCUUACAGGUUCUAGGAGCGGCGUCUGGCGUCUUUGGUAAACUUUCCUCCAUAUACACGAAGAAAGCAACCGCUACGUCUUACCGGAGCAAAUCCGUUCAGCUACUCCAUAUCGCAGCCUUGAUUGCACUUAUUCUUGCAAUCAGUGGUGGCACAGACCAAGCGUCAUCUGACGUGUCCGAACAUAGUACUGGAAAAGCUGAAACCCGUGCUGCCAUAAUUCUGUUCCUUCUGAUCUACAUUGCCACCUGUCUGUUGCGGGGUUGUGGGUAG